AUGACAGAUCCAACAACUCAAUCCCCAGAGAAAAGCUGGAUAGUAAGCCAAUUUGAGGAUCGGGCUCCGGAAGCGCACGGCGCAGGCUGGUCCAAGAUAUGGGACGCGGGGAAGUCCGAUCUUUGGGAUAGAGGACAGGCCUCUCCGGCUCUGGUUGAUAUAGUUGAGAAGCACCAGAGACCGGGUGAAUUGUUCCAUCCGUUUGCUGCUGAUGGGCGGCGGAAGAGGGUCCUUGUUCCAGGAUGCGGACGCGGCUAUGAUGUUGUCAUGCUAGCUCUGCAUGGAUUCGAUGCGUACGGCCUUGACAUCUCCGCGACAGGUGUUGCGGCGGCGAAAGCAUUUACGUCGAAGGAGUUGCAAAAUCCCAGCGCUACUAACUUCGGUCUUAACCAUGACAAUAAGGAGUUUCAGUCCCGCGGGAAUGUAAAGUUUCUAGAGGGCAAUUUCUUUGCGUCGGAAUGGGAAAAUGAAGCCGGUGGGGAGUUUGACCUUGUUUAUGAUUAUACCUUCCUCUGCGCCCUCCACCCCACAAUGCGCAAAGACUGGGCUGCCCGGAUGGCAUCGCUUCUUGACAAGGACGGCCUCCUCACCUGUCUCGAGUUCCCCAUGUACAAGGAUCGCACACUGCCUGGUCCGCCGUGGGGUUUGAACGGCGUUCAUCGCAAUUUGCUCGGGAAGGGAGGUGAUGGCAUCGACAUUGAUGAUGCAACAGGCACUGGAAAGGAAGGCGACGGAUCUUUCAACAGGAUUCUAUAUGUACAGCCCGAACGUACAUAUGAAGCCGGACAGGGGACAGAUAUGUUGAGUGUGUAUCAGCGAAAGUAG
Molecule: messenger RNA, 825 nt
Organism: Aspergillus chevalieri
Lineage: Eukaryota; Fungi; Ascomycota; Eurotiomycetes; Eurotiales; Aspergillaceae
Exons: 4
Coding region: 1-825 (274 amino acids)
Molecular function (GO): thiopurine S-methyltransferase activity
Source: RefSeq, a predicted model, not a curated record